AGGUAUUGCAUGAUCCAUCUUAUCUCGUCAUUCAUGCAUACGCAUCCUACCUUAAUUUAGCGCCUUCUCUAACAUCCUAUCGAUGAAUUGCACUUGAGUACUUUACGAACAAACAAGCCUGCUCGUAUAGAUAGUUCUAGUUCUACGGAGUACUGUGGAGAGCUCCUCAUAUACCCAAGUUGCGGCUCAACCGACCUUUCGUUACAUGAAGUGUCUUAAAUUUCGAUUAGACAACAUCACCUGUGGAGCAGGCAAACAGAACUUGCGGUUCUAGGCUGCUCAAACUUUACCAAAGAAACAUUCGUUCAAGAUGAUGUCCGCUACGAAUGAAGAUGACCCUUUUCUCCAAGUUCAAGCGUAUGUUAUUUUAGCCUCCUCUCUGUGUUUUACCCCCCUUGCACUUUACCCACCUGCUAGUUGCCUUUCUCCCGCAGUCUGCCUUACCCCUCAUGUUCAGCCCUCUCUUAAGCAGAAACCCUGAAAUCUUCUUCUGCGACCGCAUAUAUGCAUUCAUGCAUAUCACCAACCUCCCAUCUCUUUAUGCCUCCCUUUCCAAUCAUUGCUCUUUAACUCAUGAACUUAUGCGCAAGCUUCAUCCGCCGCAACCGCGCAUAAUCUAAUGUUCAUUACAUCCCAAUUGCGCAUAAUUCAUUGCUAUUAACUCAAACACAUCACUAACUAACACCGGUUCCAGCGAUGUGCACCACCAACUAUCCCUCACCCGACCCCUCUUCACUUCUUAUCUGCGCAUCCACUCCCUAACUAAAUCGCCUCAUCCCACUCCCGAGCUCCUCUCCGCCCGCUCCGACCUAACGACUUCCCUCUCCCUCCUAACAGACGACCUUUCCGACCUACGUGAUUCCAUCUCGGCAAUCCAAGCCGACCCUUACAAAUAUGGUUUACAAAUCGAAGAAGUAUCCCGGCGAGUCCGCAUGAUAGAGGAAAUUGGAGGCGAAGUAGACGAUAUGCGCGAAGAGCUCGAGAAAACCAUGGGAAACCCCACUUCUUCUUCAACUACAAGUGGAGUUGCAUACGAUGACAACAAUGGGUCCCCGUUAGACGACGACUAUGCCGCAGAAUUCGAACACCAGCAACAAAUGCAAAUGCUCAAACAACAAGACGAACAACUAGAUAGUGUGUUUCAUACAGUAGGUAAUUUACGCCAACAAGCCGAUGAUAUGGGUCGUGAACUCGAAGAACAAUCGGGGAUGCUACGAGAUGUGGAGACGGUGACGGAUCGCGUGAGUGGCAGGUUACAAGGUGGUAUGAAGAGGAUGAAUCGAUUGGUGAAGGAGAAUGAGGAUCCGUUGAGUAGUUGUUGCAUUGGGGUAUUAAUUUUUGUGCUGAUUUUGUUGUUAAUACUUGUGCUUGUUUUAUGAAGGGUGGUAGUUAAGAGCAGGAGGGGAGAGUUUCUUCUUCCCUCCUUUUUUCUUCCUUCCCCAUUUUCCUAUAUUCCUUUCUUUUCAUCUAUUUGUAAUAAGAUCAAGCAUCGGAGUUCAGGCGUUGGAGAAAUGGAGCGAUACACGGGAAACCAAAUCAGAUCAUUCAGAUCUAGAUCAGCAAAAGGCCUAAGGUAUGGAUGUCAUGGAAAGGAUAGGAUAGGAUAAGACAGAAGAAUUAAUGAACUCGAAAAACGUAGAC
This is a messenger RNA of Sclerotinia trifoliorum, 1641 nucleotides long. The record is from the annotation of a GenBank genome assembly. Lineage: Eukaryota; Fungi; Ascomycota; Leotiomycetes; Helotiales; Sclerotiniaceae.